Naegleria gruberi is the source of this 3111-nucleotide messenger RNA. RefSeq lists its product as uncharacterized. The transcript has a single exon. Lineage: Eukaryota; Heterolobosea; Eutetramitea; Acrasida; Naegleriidae. The record is from RefSeq and is a predicted model, not a curated record. Gene Ontology annotation, cellular component: plasma membrane. Bases 84 to 3083 code for a protein of 999 amino acids. Gene Ontology annotation, molecular function: calcium-activated cation channel activity.
UUACCCAAUUUGGAAAAUAUACGAAACUGGUGCUAAUCUUUUACUGGUGAAUCAAUUAGCAUAAUCAAUCAUCACUAGAAAAAAUGUCUUCAGGAGGAUCUGGUUUCAUAGAACAAUUGGAGUCAAAUCCCUUUUUCAAGAAUGGUGGUGUUUUUGUAACAAUUGCUAUAAACGUUAUUUUACUGGUAAUUGUUAUGAGCAUCUAUGUUUGCUGCAUUCGAUACUGCACAAUAUUCAAUGUGAGAAAGAAGAAGAGACUCAUAGCCAAAUGUUUGAAACGAGAGGAUGAAUUAUUUGUGGAACAACAGUCACACACAAGAGAUUCUGAAAACAAUCACAACAAUCAAGAAGACGAGAUUCGUGAAGAAUCAAACAGUGAAAGAGAACAUCAUGAAUCAAACAAGGGAAAAUCUCUUUCCAAAACAGUUGACCAACAUGUAGAAGAUGACUCUUCCUUUUUCGAAGUUAAAGAUUUGAGAGCAAAAUAUUUAAGCAAUCAUUGCCUCUCUGAUUGGUAUUUGAGAAGUGUCUUUUUCUGGAGAAUUACAAAGAGUUUGAUUCAGGCACCUUUUCUAAUCAUCUAUAGAACUCUAUUUAAUGGAAGAAACAAGUCAUGGUUCGGUGCAGCCAUCAAGGAGGAAAAGAGAGUGAUUAGAAAUUAUGGAAGAGAUGUUCUGACAUAUAUCAAAUUCCAUCAGCUUUUAUGGUGGGUCUUUACCAUUAUGUUAGUAUUAUUCAGUGCCCUGCUGUAUCCAAUUCACAUAACCAAUCAGGGAAAUUUGGAUCCAGCACAGAAGGAGAAAUUUUCCAAGAAUGUUACUGGACUAAAGGUUGGAUCAUCAGAUCAAUUUCUUGUCGUUUCUUCAAUUAAUACAGUGAUUGGUAGACCUGAUAUAUUGAUUCUACAUGUAAUUCUAUCAGUCAUUACGGUUGCUCUCGUUCUUGCAAUGCUUCUUCUCUUCACAAGGGAUAAAUCAUUGAGAGAUUAUGAUUACUGUGGUUGUGAUCAAGAGGGAAUCUAUGGAUCCUUCUCUCCUUACUUGCCUCAUUACUUUGGAGCAGAAUUUGCCUUGAAAACUCAAAACAUGUCCCUUGGAACGCCUCACGAAAAUCUCAAUUACAAAUCCCUAUCUCCAUUCACAUUGGAAAUUCACAACAUUCCCAAGCAUUAUACAAAUAAGGCGCUUUUUCACCAAUUGAUGAAGAAGAUAUUCAGUCACAAUGCAACUGAUUUGAAUGCUCCAACAAAUCCACAUAUUCUCUCAUCCUAUCAUGUUAUUAAUUUCGCAAAGAGAGAAAAGCUGCAACAGAAAUUUGAAACUCAAUUGGAUAAUCUUGAAGGUUACAAUUGGCAACUUGAAACAAAGAAUACGAGACCCAAGAAGAAGUGUUUCUUUCAGAAGCAAGAUGAUGGCGAUUCCAAGAGAAAACUAAUUCAGAGCAAAGAUGCAAUCGUCUUUACAAAAGAGAAAAUUAGAAACUUGAAUACAGAAAUUGAAGAUUUAGAGGAAGAAUUAACACUUUCCAGUAAUUAUCCAAACAGAAUUAGUAGUUCCAUUCAGGGAAGUGGCAUUGGUUAUGUGGUCUUCUCUUCUAGAAGUUCAAUCGUUUAUGCUCUCAAGAAGUUUACAAAAUUGGGAACAUUCAAAGUUUACAAAAUGAAGGAAACUGAUGAUAAUGGACAAGAGAUUGAAAAAUUGUUCACUCCUGCAGAAAGAAACCAACUUCCAAUAGAUGCCAAAGUAACAUGCAUUAGAAUGAGGGCCACUAAUACCAAUUAUGAGCAAAGAGAUUGCUUCUGGACUACUCUCUAUACAAUGUAUCAACAUUCAUGGAUCAAGCCAGUUAUUUUGAAAAUUACAAUCUUUAUCGUUAUUCUGAUCAUAUUUGUAUUUUUCACAACACCCGUAGUUAUUGUUUCAUCCAUUGAUACCUUUUUUGCAAUUCCACCAGUUACAGAGACUAUUAAGAAGAUUGUUGAAGUUGGUGGUCCAAUGAUGUCUGUUAUAUUCCAGUAUAUUCCCUCAUUAUUGUUGGUGGCAAGCUCUGCUUUGAUUCCAGUAUUCAUUUACCAGUUGACCAAACUUGAGGAUAUGAAAACAUUCAGUGAGUUUAGUAGAACUAUUCUCAGAAGAAUAACAAUAUUCCUCUGGCUCAACGUGUUCAUUCUACCAACUCUAGUUUUAACAACUUUGGAUGGCAUAACAAACUUUUUCACAAAUCCAGACAGUUUGGCAAAUGUCUUUAAGAAUUUAUUCAUGUCUGACAAUGGCUCUCUGUUCAUCAACUUUAUAUUGAAUAAGACACUAUAUGGGCUGGCAUUUACUUUAAUGCCUCUCUUAUCAUUGAUUCUCUAUUCGGUUUUCACAUUGUGUACCAGCAGUGUCAGUAAGAAACUCAGAAUAAGCAGAAGUAUGAAACCAAAAGACAAAUUGAAAUGGGCCGAAGGAGAUUCAUUCUCUCUCGAGUAUUCCUAUGCCUAUUCGAUCCUUAUUAUGGCUAUUGUUUUCACCUUUAGUUUAUUUUCACCAUUUAUCUUACUGGUGACCUUUAUUUAUUUCACUCUGAGGUAUUAUGUUGAGAGAUUCACCAUUGGAAGAAUUUAUUCACAUAGACUCCUUCAGCAUCAUCACAAGAAGAAGAGGCAUCUCAUCACAAGUCAGGGAUACUAUCUCAGUGACAGUGCAGACCAAACUAUUUCUCCUGCAGUUGUGAGACAUAGUUUUGGAUGCUUGUUUGGAUUCAAAACAGAUUACGUUGCUCACAGAAGAUCCAUGCUCUUGAUUUCCAAAUUGUGUAUUGUUGCCCUUAUUAUGUUUACAGUGUAUUGCAUGCUAUUCUUUGCAUUCAAAACUCCUGAAAGUCAAUACUUUAUUUUCCAUGUUACUAUUGAGGCAAUUUUAACCUUAUUCCUUCUUAUUGUGUUCUUUGCUAUCGAAAUUAAAAUGACAAGAGACAUUAGAACAUUGAACAAGCAACCUUUAAUAGUUAAUGAGGAAAGUGCUAGCAAGAAAACCUUGUAUGAACCAAGCAAUUAUUGGAAUUACAAGAAAAUGUUCAAUGACACUGUAACCAACUUAUAAUAAAUUUAUCUUAAAUCUACAAUUUUUG